This is a messenger RNA of Gaeumannomyces tritici R3-111a-1, 2219 nucleotides long. RefSeq lists its product as hypothetical. The coding region runs from base 1043 to 1957 and encodes 304 amino acids. The record is from RefSeq and is a predicted model, not a curated record. NCBI's taxonomy places the organism in Eukaryota, Fungi, Ascomycota, Sordariomycetes, Magnaporthales, Magnaporthaceae. The transcript has a single exon.
CCAGCGUUUCUCGUUUUUAAGUUGGCCAGCCGUCGAAUUUCCAUUUCGCUAGGCUAUCUGACGUCAAUGCUCAAACACAGCACGGUUUGGUGUUGGCGGCAGCCCCGAAUGAGCCCUCGAGCAAGCGCAGAACCCAAAACGCGCGGGAAGUGCCCAACAAGGCACAUCGACCUGCAAAAAAUAUCCUCAACGCUCAUGGUAGCACGAUGCCCCUGAUCCUAGGGAACUAACAAAAAGAAGGACUGAGAAUCUUGGCACAAUACCAAAGUCACGUUGUAUCUUUCAAAGGGCCCUGGUAGGCAGCCCAAUAGAAAGCACACACCGCCAUCUUAUCAAGGCCUCGACUGAUCUCUGCAUCAUCAAGGCACCUCGAGCCACGUGAGCCACAUUCACCACAGCCACAAAUCCUCAAGUUGUUUCCGCUUUGGGUGGUAUCACUGCGUAGGUGCUCGAUUGGACAGCCGCGGUGUCCAAAAUCAGGUGGGCUGGACGCCGGCGGUGACCCGAACCGACGCGCUUACACCCGACGCUAUUAUUCGAUAUUACCAAAAGGGGCAUGCUCUCGGCCCAGCCCGAGAAUCUAACGCCAGCCAGGCCCUUGCAUGCCCCGGAUCUAGAACACGCUCCCGGUGCUGUGCCCGAUCCUGUGGUUCGUUUUUAUGGGGCCACGAAUCCUGCGUGUCAGUUAUCGGGGUUCGAAGAAGGCAUUCACGGCUUUAUGCUUGCCCCAUAUGGUUCCAGUGUCAUGUCUGAAGGAUUUCUGCAAUCUCUUCAGUAUCGGUGGCGUGAAGAUCACGGUGGCAGCGCCAGCCUUUGCAAAGAAGGCGAGGGUGCAUAGCGCCGGUGUGAGAUUCCCUCGGCGACAAGGUGACUUCGAGGCGACAUUGUUGAAGGACGGCAUGCCUACUCAUAGUCAGAAUCUAGAUAUAAAAUGAGCUGGUUCGCAGCGUUUUAAGCCAUCACAGAGAGACCAGCCUACGAGCAUAGCAUACCUCCUCGCCCUGAUCCCACUAUAUAUCAUAGCAAACCCCCUUCUCCCAACAUGCGCGCCACUCUCGUCGUCGCGGCCCUCCUGGGGCUUGCCAUGGCCACCCCGCAGCCGACCCUGGUGGCCAAGGUCCGGCGCCAGGAGGACUCUGACGAGCCCGGCCCCCUGGUCGGCGAGCCCGACGUGAUCGACCCCGCCACCUACCCGCUCGCCCUAGGCGGCGCCAUCGACAUGGCCCUCAAGGCCUCGGCCUCGGGCACGUCCCCGCUGCUGCCGGCCGAGACGGAGACGCCCUCGCCCGCCGGCGAGGACCCCGUCACAGCCCCGGCCCCGGCACCGACGGCGGCGCCCGAUCUGGCCGAGCGCCAGGACGGCGCGGCCAUCCUGGCGCGCGCGCCGACGCGGCUGACCUUCAAGAUCUGGAACUCGCACGGCAGCGACGUGAGCACGCGGCACGCGCGCAACGCCGGCGCGCCUGCACCCGUGGCCGGCAACGUCGGCGCCGGCGUGCUCAAGAACGGCAAGUCGGCGUCCUUUGUCGUGCCGCGCGACUGGGCCGGCAACGUGGCCAUCGUCCAAAACGGCGGCGGGCGGGCCAUCGUCGGGGACGAGUCCCUGAUCGAGGGGGCCUUUGUCAGAGGCGAGAUCGGCAUCAACAUCUCCUUCGUCAGCGGCUACUCGGUCCCCAUCGUCUGCGCCUGCGCCGAGACCAACCGCAUGGUCGUGGGCUGCAACAAGAACCUCUGGGGGCUCGGCACUUGCCCAAACAACAACGGCAAGGGCUCGUGCAAGAACCCGACGCGCACCAACACCGGCGCCACGUCGCCCACACAGUUCUUCGCCCCCUGCCGCGGCGCCGCCUACACCUUCCCCAGGGACAACAAGGCCAUGGCGCACGACAUCUGCAAGGGCGGCACCAUCAACUGCUGCAUCGGCACCAAGUGCCGCAAGAGCGUGCUCCAGUCCUAAGCUGAUGGCGGCUGAGAGACUCGGUGUGCUCUCGGUCUUGGAAGUGUCCCAGCACGCGGGUUGUCUGGUUCAUUUCACUUGGACAUUUUUGACACGCAGGUUUGUUGCGUGAUAUGGGAUCUUGGGUUUCUUUGUACAAAAUACACGCUAUCGGACCUGAUUCCUUUCCUUGUCAAAAGGGGCAGCACAUAAGCACACCCCAGUAUACGAUAUAUAUAGUUAUUUCUUACUUCUAAUAAAAUAAAAUAAAGUUGGCCACCCA